AUGUCGUGCACUCCAGCUCUUUUUAUGCUGCUGUCACAUUUCUAUGAAGACCCGGUGUUUGCUUAUGAGAGUCCGUCACAGAGGGAACAGAGUCGCUCUGAGGAACGUCUUCAGACCGCGGGCUUUCUCGCUCCUCUGGGAAUGGCGUCAGUGUUGUGGAGCCAGCAUCAUGAAGACAGCAGCAGGCUUUAUUCGCCUGAUCUGGCCCUUCAAUCUGCAACAUUUAAUGGAGGGCGAUCUGUCGUCCUGCUUUGUUUGGGAGGUCAUAGUCAUGCACCAAAACACUUACUCAGUGAUCCUGUAUUUCAAUCAAUAAUCUAUGUUUUUUCCAGGGUUCGUCCACAGUUGGCGAAGGAAAAGAUCGAGGGGUGUCACAUCUGCACACUUGUGACUCCUGGGGAGCCGCAGGUCAUUCUGGGAAAAGACAAGGCCUUCACGUUUGACUAUGUUUUUGACAUGGACUCGCAGCAGGAUAGCCUCUACAGCAACUGCACUGAGAAACUCAUUGAGGGCUGUUUUGAAGGAUAUAAUGCCACUAUCUUUGCCUACGGACAGACCGGUUCGGGAAAGACGUACACCAUGGGCACCGGGUUUGACGUGAACAUCACUGAUGAGGAAUUGGGGAUCAUUCCACGGGCCGUCAGUCACCUCUUCAGGGGCAUCGAGGAGCGCAGGCAGGCUGCCACUGAGCAGGGACGACCCGUUCCUGAGUUCAAGAUCAACGCGCAGUUCCUGGAGCUCUACAAUGAGGAGGUGCUGGACCUGUUCGACUCCACCCGAGAAGUCAAGAAAUCCAACAUCAAGAUCCACGAAGACGCCAAUGGAGGGAUUUACACAGUGGGAGUCACCACUCGAACCGUCAACUCGGAAGCAGAG
Messenger RNA from Danio rerio (zebrafish), 876 nucleotides. NCBI's taxonomy places the organism in Eukaryota, Metazoa, Chordata, Actinopteri, Cypriniformes, Danionidae. The record is from RefSeq and is a predicted model, not a curated record.